AUGCCCCAGGUUAUCAUUGACUGUGGUGGAGUCUCCACUUCGCUUCGCUUUAACGAAACGACAUUCUUCGUCGAACCCACGGAGCUUGACGGACAUAAAUCCUCCUGCUGCACAGGCAUAUUUCACUCUUAUAAAGAGGUCAAGUCUACAGAGGUACCUCUUCGCAAUGUCGUUUCUGCCAAAUUUGCAACUGGCGCCGUUGAAGUACGGUACCUCGUUCGCGAGGGCAAGGAGAUGCGUUUGAAGCUUUCGAUGACGCGCGGCGCCAUUAAAGACGAAGAUAGUAAGCGUACCAAGGAGUGGUGUGAAGCGCUACUGCGGGCUGCAUACCAGGGCGCAAAUCCAUCCAAAAAUCUCAAGGUGCUUGUAAAUCCUCACGGCGGACUAGACACCACCCGUAGCGGUCACGCUCUUGAGAUUGCUCGCGAAAUGAAGUUGGGAUAUGACGCCCUGCACCAACAUCGCGAAAAGGCAUUUCGCAUGCCAAUAGUACCUAUCCCGACUGGCUCCGCAAAUGGGAUGUCUCUCAAUCUGUUGGGUCUGCAGGACGGUCUCGACGUUUGUGCAGCAGCUUUGAACGUCCUUAAAGGGCAACCAUUGAAAACUGAUCUCUUCUCUUUCACCCAAGGAGAUCAUCAGCGGAUAUCAUUCAUGUCACAAACUAUCGGACUUAUCGCAGACGCUGAUAUUGAGACUGAAAAUUUACGGUGGAUGGGCGAUACCCGAUUCAUCCUAGGCUACAUCCGUGCUGUUAUUGCCCGCAAAUCGUGUCCAAUCGAAUUAUCGAUGAAGGUAGUCGAUCAAGACAAAUCCCGCAUGAUGGAUGCUCUUGACGAUAAGAAGCUUGAUGGCACAAGCUCUUCACACGGGGAGUGGACCCGGUUUGAAAAACCUAUCCUUUGGGAUAUACGCUGGCCAAGGGCCCUCAUGAGUUCGACUAGGGAUUUCAUGCCGUUUCCUGUUUCUUUAGCUGAUGACGGGCUCAUUGAUAUCUCCGUAUUAGAAAUAACCAGUCGUAGGAAUCUCUUGCGAGCCGUGGACGGUGCCGAAGAAGGUCGGCCGUACUGGAUGAACUCGAACCGAUACUUCAAAGCGUCCGCCUACCGCGCACGACCACUUGCACCCACGGGCACGCUCGUGGUCGAUGGCGAGCAAGUUCCCUUCGAAGAGUUCCAGGUAGACGUACUUCACAGACUUGGCACUUUUCUAUCCCCGUAUCCUUAUUAUGCGCCUGAAUUCGUUGUACAAGAUGCCCAAGGGAAAACCCGACGUACUAGUGUAUGA
Suillus paluster is the source of this 1284-nucleotide messenger RNA. Its product is annotated as ATP-NAD kinase-like domain-containing protein. Gene Ontology annotation, biological process: sphingosine biosynthetic process. The transcript is spliced from 10 exons. The record is from RefSeq and is a predicted model, not a curated record. Bases 1 to 1284 code for a protein of 427 amino acids. NCBI's taxonomy places the organism in Eukaryota, Fungi, Basidiomycota, Agaricomycetes, Boletales, Suillaceae. Gene Ontology annotation, cellular component: cytoplasm; membrane; intracellular membrane-bounded organelle.